Vicia faba (fava bean) is the source of this 2391-nucleotide messenger RNA. The record is from the annotation of a GenBank genome assembly. NCBI's taxonomy places the organism in Eukaryota, Viridiplantae, Streptophyta, Magnoliopsida, Fabales, Fabaceae.
AUGGCAUCCUCCAACAUUUCUGCAGGCAAUCAGAAGAAAGCAACUUCUGAGCAAUAUCAGGUGCCACUCAGAACUCUCCUUACUCCGGUGAAGAACCUUGAAGUGCUCUCUGAGUUAAUCAUUGACUUUGAAAGCUUGAAGGAAAAUGGCUUUGACCUAACUGAGGAAAUUAGGGCUCAAAAGUGGGAAAGGUAUUUCGAUAGGUUGGUUGGACCAACAUUCCCAGCGCUAGUCAAGGAAUUUUGGAUUCACGCCAAGGUUUCAAAACAUCUAGUCAUCUCCUCUGUCAUGGGGAAGAAGAUUGUGAUUUCUGAAGAUCUCAUUGCAAGGCUAAUCGGUCAAAGUGGUGGUGGCGUCCGUUGUGUGGACAUGGCUGAAAGAUGCACUGAUACAGCUGUGGUAGCUAACAGGAUUUUCACUCUUGGGAUGCCCAGCAGCAAGAUUAAGGAUCUGAAGGAUCACUGCAGAGUAUGGGCUAAGAUUGUUCUGGGAUGCUUCAACCACAGGAAACCAACAAGUUCUCCUGAUUAUAUAAAUGUGGAUCAGCAGUUUCUGAUCUACUUUAUUGAUCAGAAGAUAAAGAUCAAUCUGGCUCACUUCCUGUUCAACCAUCUCAAAACCAGUGUGAAAGAAACAAGAGAAGAAGAAAGAGCCAAGAGGGACUGGAUACCGUUUGGAAGGCUUAUAUCAGAUAUUCUAACAGAGAAUAGGCUGAUUGAACAUCUGAUUGAAGCUCAGGAGCUGAGCACUAUUGAACCAACAAUUGGGAAACCUCUGAACGCAAAGAAUCUGAAAAAGAUGAAGCUGAUAGAAAAUAUUCAGAAGGAACCCAGAGCUACUUCAACUGCUGAUAUCUCCAGCAGAAGAGUGCCUCUGAGUGAUUUUCCGGUAUUUUCUGAAAUGGAAUCCAAACCAGAGAUGUUUCUCAGGUAUCCAGAUGCGUACAAGGCAGAAGAUACAGGUUCAAAGCUGAAUAUCAAAGAUCUGACUCAAACCCAACCAGAAGUAACUCUGAAGAAGACAAAGAAGGGGAAAGCGCCAUCAGAAGGAUCAACUCAUCAGACUCCAAAGAAAAGAGGUAUUUCAUCUGCUGCCCCUAUUUCAAAAUCUUUUACUAUUCCAACAUCUAUCCCUCCUCAAACCUCCCACAGAAUAUCAAUUCCAAUCCCUACCAUUGAUGAAACCAUACAAGAAGAAGACCCUUCUGAGGCCUUACUACUCAGAAGACCCAGAACCAAACUCCCCAAACAACCAACAAUUUCAACAACAACAACACUUGACCAAGUGCUGGCUGAUAUUGAGCGUGAACAUGCCUCUGCUAAACCAAACUCUGCACCACAAAAUGUUCCUCCUCCACAACCAGAACAACAACAACAACCACUCUCAGAAGAACCUCUGAUCCCUGAGCAAUCAGAGAUUCCACCUCCCUCUCCCCAACCAGAAAUAAAUCCUCCUUCACCACAAACAGAGUUUCACCACUCUGAAACUCCCUCUCCUCAUCAAUCUGACCCUCACUCACCUCAACCAUCACCGCUGGCAAUCCAGUUGCCAUGUGGAACCACUGUUUUCAUGCCCCAGUUACCAUCCUCAUUAGAAUCAACACCUCCAAAAACUCCCAAAACACCACCCACUCCAAUCGAAAUAUCUGACUCUGAUACCCCUCCACCAAAACAAACAGCCUCUCAGAAAACCUCUGAAAACCCCAGCAGGACUUUCAUUGACUUAACCAGUCUUGAACGUCUUGCUGAUCUAAGACACAAAAUUGCCAUCCCAAAACCAAAGCAACCAGAUGUUGGCUCUGGUAUUUUGAAUUUUGAAACAGGUGUGCUGCAAUGGAUUGCUUCUUUGAAGCAAGUCUGUCCUGGGAUGAUUGACCCAGCUGCUUCUGAUCAGCUCUGGUCACAGUUCAGACUAUGGGUACGUGCUGAAGCCCUCAAGUUGCAGGAUAUCAACUAUGAGCAGGCACAACAGAACUUCAGCAAGCUGCUGAAGGAAGUUGAAAGUCAGCUGCCUCAGGAAGCCAUGCUCCCUCUGGACAGUGAACCUUGGUCUGAGAAACAGCAAGCUGCAAAGGUGCAACCAUCAGAAGAAGACAAGACCAUUCAGGAUGAAAGUCAAGCAGCGGAUGUUGCUGAAAGUUCUGAGAAGCCUCCUCCUUCUGAUGCUUCUCAAGCUGCCUUGGACAGACAGACUCUGGAAGAACUAAGGCUGAAUGACUUGCGUCUGCAGCAGCGGAUGGAUGACAACGAUCAGAAGAUGAAAGCAAGAAUGGAUGUGCAGGACAGCAAGAUUGACACUGUUGUCAGCAUGGUUCAUAAGCAAAAUGAAACUUCUGAAAAGAUUCAAGCGAUGCUGGAGCGCCUGUUCACACGCUUGCCUCCUCAACCUUAA